AUGGCGGCGGGAGCCGGCGCGGAGGGAGCCACCCUGGAAGUGAGCUGGGUUCAGGGGUUCUCAAACAAGAACUUGGCCUUUAUCAACAAUCAAACUGUCUGCUACCCUUGUGGUAACUACAUCCUCUUCCUGGACAUCAAAACAAAGAAGACAAGAGCAGUGCAGUGUCAGAAUGGCCAGGUGGGAGCCUUUGCAGCAAGUGCCAGCAGCCAAGUGGUGGCUUUUUCUGACCGGCAGCUGAAUCCCCUCAUACACAUCUACACUUUUCCAGAACUGAGAAAACUGACAGAGUUAAAAGGUGAUGCUCAGCUGGACUAUACCUUACUUGCAUUAAGUUUUAAAGGCCCAUAUCUGGCCAGUUACUCUUCAAUCCCAGAGUUUGUUCUUUCAGUAUGGAACUGGCAAGAAAAUAUCCUCCUGUGCAGUGAGCAUCAGCCAGGGCUCACAGGAACCUCUCUGAGUUUUAACCCCAUGAAUUGGCAGCAGCUGUGUUUUGUUGCUGAGAGCUCUGUUACCAUCUGGUGCAUUGAAAAGAGCAAGGACGAGCAUCUCCUCACACAACACCCUGUGAAACUCCCUGAUGAACAGGGGGCCAUGAGUGCUCAGGAGGAUUGGUUUUUCCCACCUUCUCGUGAAAAUGAUCCAUACUAUGGCCCUGAUUUGCCAAUUUCAGCCAUUGGUGGACUGGAAGGAGAUGAAGCAGAAACAUUUGUGCCUAGAAAUUGUAUUAAGACUUCAGUGCAUCCCACUGCCCACUGCUGGACUGCAGCCUCAGAAAUAUACAUGGGCUGUAAAGAAGGAUAUGUUUUGGCAAUUGAUGCUGAGCAAUACAGUGUUUCUGUUCUUCAACAAAAAUCCCCACCUGAGUUCAUGCAGAAAAUAGCAGAUGUGGUGUCCUAUGCUCGUAGUGAAGUGCAGAAAAAGAAAGGUCGCAAACCAAGCAAUCUGCAAAAACCAGUUUUACUUGCUAUGGCAUUUUGUAAAGAGGGACUGUAUGCAGCUGGACAUGAGGGCAUUUUAAUCUUUUAUCACAUCAAAGAUCUGCAGUAUGAGAUAAAAAUCUGUGCUGAUAUCUCAGAGCCCAUAUCCAGCCUCGUGUUUUCUCCUGAUUACACCAGUCUGCUGCUUGUCACUGACCAGGGGACAGUCUAUAGUUACAGACCUGCCCAUAGUGGAGAAGCUGUCAAACUCUUGGAUGCAUCCAGCAGUUGUUUUCUGGCAGCUGAUUUUCUUACUCCAGGGAACAGCUACUGUGUGUCUGUAACAAUUUCAGGUGAAGUACAAGUUUGGUCCUUGGAAGAUGGAACUUUCCUCAGCAAGAUAAACCUUGAUACUGAGGCAACUUCUAUGGCUUGCAGUCCCUCCUCCAAGAGUGUUGCUGUAGGGACCCAAAGAGGUCAAAUCUGUUUCCUUGAUGUUACCAAAGCUGAAGCUCCAAGGGUUGUUCACAAAACUUUUCUUUCCAAACUUCCAGUGCUGUCUUUGCAUUAUGAUCAGAUUGGUCAGUUCCUCAUUGCCAGAGCUACAGAAGGACACAUCUUUAUUCUAGAUGCUCGUCCAUCAAAAUUGUUUCAGGUUCUGGGAUAUACAGUACUGGAAGAUGAAGUGCUCCAUCUUUCUGUAACUCCUGACUUAAAGCAUGACUUAGUUAAAGUGGUGGUACUUCUUAAUGUAGCAGAGGACCAACAAGGAAGACUGGAAAUUUUUCAUCUGACUUCAGCAAUGAUAACAGAUAAUGAAAACUGUGUGAAUGAACAAGGAAUGUUUAAUGCUAGUGACCUGAAAAAGAAGCAAUAUGAUGUGGAUUACCCUUUGAGCUCAGCAGUCAGACUGAAGAAUAACAUUGUGUAUGGCUACUGCUCCUGUGCACCUCUCAUCUGUCAAUACCAGCUCUCUGAAGUGACUACGUUCGGAGGUCCAACAAUAUUUUCAUCAGAACUGACAGUUCCUAGCAAACAGCUUGGAUCAGGCUUGCUCUGUUUAUCAUCCAACAGCCAGUGGCUGGCAGCAGCAGCCAAGGAUGGAGUUUUGUUUAUCUACAAUACUUCUACUCUGGAUGUUCUCGCUCAAAACCAUUGUCACUCAUAUCAAGGAGGGGGAAUCAGAUCCAUGAUAUUCUCCCUGGAUGGCAAUUUCAUCCUAGUUAACGGUGAAAAUGAUUGUGCCCUGGUGUGUCUGAAGUGGAAGGAGACAAAGAAAACUGAAGUUGAAAAAGCUGCUCAUUACUGGCAAUCUCUACAUGAUAUAUUGAACAACUCUAUUUCAGCUGAAGACUCUGUUUUAAAAUCUAUGGCAGAAUGGAAUUUUGACCCAGAAUCCACAUCAAAAUCAUUUUCAGUGACAGAAGAAGAUGGAGACGUCACAGAUACUGAUGGCAUGACAUGGAUGGGCCAGAAAAUACAGAAGGUUAUGAGAGAAGAGACUCUGAGGUUUGCUAACCAGAAGAAAGAGGUGCAAAUGGGAAUUAGAAAACUGCGUGAAACUAUUCAGAAAAUGAUGCAUGAAAAUGAGCAGGUGCCAGACAUUGAGAAACUCGAGCAUGGGGAGUUCAACCUGGAUUUAGAAGAACAGGAACAAGUGCAAGCAGAGGCUGAAGAAGAUGUGGCCAGGGCGAAGAGGGAGAUUGAGAUGGAGAUUUUAUCCUACCGCUAUUUGCAGGAUUUAAUCAAAUUUGAGUGCUGGGAUAACAUGUGUGUAAAAGAACGUGCAGUUAAGUGCUUCCAUAUGGAUUUUGCAGUGAGGAAUUUUCCACUGAAGGAACGUAGUAAAGAAGAGCUGGAAACUUUGAAGGAAGCUCUCCAGUUAAAGCGGACAGCUGAUCUUCAGGCUCAGAAGAAAAAUCUUGACUCUGAGAUUGGUUUAUCUGAGGAAGGAGAGGGGGCAGCAUGGGAAGUGGCUGAUCAUGGUGCACCUCUCUGCCUCAAUGGAAGCCUGAGCUCUCAGUAUGGUGGGGACACAUCUAUCCUCUACCACCAGUGUGACCUGCACACAAAGGAGCAGAAACUCAAUCAGACAAUAUUGUUGAAGGAAGUCAUUUACAAAGUGAAGGCUGCUUUUAAUGAGGAAUUUGACAUCAUUGUACAAAAAAAGGAGCAGGAGAUAGCACGAGUGAAAGAAAGAAACCUGAAGAUCCAAGAAAUCUUGGAGCAGCUUGACAUUCAAGUGGAAUUGUGGGAGCCAGACUUUACAGAUGAUGAGAUUCCAGAGCGAGUGCUCACCGUUCAGGAUUCAGAGAUUAAAGCUGAGAAAUACAUGACUGAAGAGGAGAAAGAGCAGGCAGAAAUGCUGGCUAAGCUUGAAAAGGAAAGACGCCUUGCUGCUACAGAUGAUGAUCGACUGCGUGCUCUUGAGGAAAUGAUGGGUGGAGUGCUGGAACUCAGGAGGGAAGACAUUUUGAAAAUGGAUAUUCCUCCACCUGAUUUUUUAUCCAAACCUGAGGAUCUUUGGACUGAAGAAGAAAAGAAAGUAUUUGAAGAAUAUGAAAAAAAAGUCAAUGAAUUGAAUGAAGAAAAAGAAGAUUAUAGACAGUUUCUGAGAAAUGAAUGGAAAAAAAUUGAAGCUUCCAUCAAGGAAACAACACAAAAUUUUGAUGAGCUUGUCCGCAAACUCUCUGUAAAGAAACUGAAAUCACAGAUGGUCAUCUACCAGGAAGAACUCAAAAUAAUCAAUCUCAUUUACACUUUACUGUUGGAUGAAGAGUUGGACACCAGAGAAGCUGGACUUCAUAAAUUCCUUGUGAAAAAGAAGAAAGAAAAAGUCAAGGGUGCAAGAAAAAUCCUGGCUGCAAAACAGGCUGUUGAGGCUUGCACAGGCCCCUAUAAAGAGGCAUUACAUGAAGAGAAGAACCUGGAACAUGGUUUUAUAAAGCAGUUUGCUCAUACACCUGGCAGUCUCUUUGAGGAGCUUCUACAACUUUACAAACAUCGACCAGAGAUCCCAGAUACAGAAAUCCUCCUUGACACAGCUAACCCCUAUGUGAAGGGAUCACCUGAGGAUUACCAAGGUGCAGUUUCCCUUUUAAUGAAAGCCAUGGAUGAACUGGAUAGACCUGAGCACAUGCCUAGUGGCUUAGACCGGUCUAUGUGGGAACGUUUUUGUCUAGCUAGAAGAAAUAAAAUGGAGAGUGAGGAGCUGGUGAAAUGGAAGACCCUAGCACUGGCAGAGAUGCAGGGCUGUCUCCAUAGAAGAACGGAGGAAAAUGAUAAGAUGAAGUCAGAAUUGGAGAAAGCUUUCCAAGAACUCACUUGGCUGAAGGAGGAGAAGAUGAAGCUUCAGCAGAAUUUGAUUAUCCAGUUUUUGCUAAAACAAGGACAGGUGGAAUUGGAUGGUACUCGGAUCCCAGAGUACAGUGAUGCUGUUCUCAUUGAUAGGAGUGUUGUUGAGGAACUGAAUCGCACUGUUGCGGCUCAAGGAGAAAAAAAAAUUACUGCCAUGAUAGAAUUUAAGGACUUCUCCAAAGGGAUAAUACAGCUGGAAUGGGAACACAAGAAAAUGAAAAUGCAGAUACAAGAUCUGAAAGAGAAGGCUCGGGAUAUUGUAAUCCUACCUAUUUCAAAAGAUUGCCAGCUAUUCCUAACUGUGCAUAACUACGACACCCACACUGCUCAGCAGCUAGCAGGGAUGGAGCAGAGCCUCAGCGUCAUGGAUAAGUUGCACAAGAAGAAUGUGAAAAACCAUCAGAAAAAAGUCAGAGAGCUGAAGAAGUGCAUCUGUCUGAAAGAGCAGGAGAACUACGAGCUCAGCCUGCAGCUGAAGGAAAUGCUUGUCUCUGUGUCAGAAAGGAUGCACAUCUUCGAGGCAGCUGACACACGGGAUAUUUCUGAGAAGAUCACAAGGCAGCGUUACCAAGAGAUUGUGAAGCAGAAAUAUCUACGGAACCUUAUAAAGGAACAGGAAAAACAGCUUGCACUUCUUCAGUCAAAACUUGAAAAUUGGAACCCAGGAACACUCCAUAUUGUUUAAAAAUCAGAGGUGAAUAACAGAUGAAUAAUACCAUGGUCUUAUCUAAGGGAAAAGAGUUUUGACAGCUAAUUCUUCUCCCUGAACUUUUCUUUCCACAAAUUGUUUCUUCCGUAAUUCCUUAAAAUAACUUCCAUUUAAAAGAUGCAUGGUUGUCUGAUUUGUAUUUUUUACACCUGGUCUUAACCCCAUUAUAUUUCAGGUGAUGAGAUCUAUUUCUACUGGUUUUAUUAUAUAAACUGUAUAGCUCAUUAUAGAAAAGAACCAUGUGUGCAAGCUGGCCCCAUCCCAAAGGCAGCUGUGCCUUAUUGUGGGAUAAUCACCCACAGCCCGCAGGAACUGUGGCUGCUGCCACAGGCAGAAUCACAGGAAAACCAGGUUUGGAAGCAUCUGGCCUCCUGAAAUAGUUGCUGGCAUCUCCCACCCUUCUACACUGAGGUGCAGAGUAUUUUCCUGCCAGCUCCUUCCACAACAGCUAAGAAAAAUAAAGAAACCAUUAUAAAGUUACCUACUGGUGGAGCCCAAUCUACCUUCUCAGGCAUUGUCCCUGCUUUUUGUUUCCCUGCACCAUGGUGUGGGUCAAUCCUUCUCCUUUCAUAAAGUCACAUGACAUCUUAACCCAUUUCAUUGUAAGAGCAACAAAUAGCUUUGAUGCCUUAGCCUAAAAUUCUACUAUGUCAGUUGUGAUCCUGUACAUCUGGUUUUUUGCUUUGCCAUCUCUACCUGGAAGUUGUAAGGAUUCUAAUUACAUCUCACUACAAGACCUUUUGUCUUUCUGCUGAAAAAGAAGCAGCAUCAUUCCAACUCCAAGGAAGUGAACUGGCCCCUACACCAGGCACCAUCAUCUUUUUGCAUAUGCCUAAAGAGGCAGAGAAAUAUUGCUUUAAUACUCAAAACAUGAUUUGCAAUAAAGGCUGUUCUGCAUUAAUUCUCUCUGGACAGCAAGAGUCAGUAUUCUUAAGAGCAAAUUGUAGGUACAGGCUGAAGUCUAAUGAGCCUCACCAAUGGUGAAAAGGUUCUGUAUGAUCUUUGAUUUUCUUUCUCUUGAGCUGUCUAAGAAAUUACUCCCUUAUUAAGGUACACAGGAUAUAGCACCUGCAAACAAAAAAGGCAGGGUAUAACCAAUAAGAAAACAAGAUUCCUAGCAAGGAGAGUUGUAUAGUCAUUAAGAUUUAUGUAUUGUUACACUUGAGAAGCAGUGAUUUUAGGGAAAAUAAAAAACAAAAGGUACCAUGAUGAAAAAAUAAGCAAUUUCAAGUUAAAUAAAAACAACUUUCAAAAAAGGCAUUUGUUGGAGAAUAAAUGGAAUUGUAAAGAUUUAUUCAGCUUUAUGAUGCUGUAUUUGAAGCAAUCCCAUUAAACAAGGCCUUGUUUUUCUUAUUUAUUUGAAGAGAGAAAACACCUUGGCUCUAGAUGUAGUAGAAUAGAAAGCUGGUUUCAAUUUUCUUGCCUUCCCUUCUAUUACCUCAGGCUGUGGCAGAAUGCUUAUGAGACAGCAGCUCUGCAGAGACUGUCUGGACCAGAACCUGAAAGCAACUGCAUUAUGACACAUUUUCCUCAGUAGGAGUUAAAGCUAGUGAAAACAUCUUGUCCCAGCUCUGGGAUAUUACCAUCAGGAAAAUCAGUUAUCUUCACUUAACUCACAAAAUGCUGUCAUUAGCACCAGGAAGAC
This is a messenger RNA of Melozone crissalis (California towhee), 6631 nucleotides long. It is a transcript of the gene CFAP43, whose product is annotated as cilia and flagella associated protein 43. The record is from RefSeq and is a predicted model, not a curated record. Lineage: Eukaryota; Metazoa; Chordata; Aves; Passeriformes; Passerellidae. Gene Ontology annotation, molecular function: protein binding. The transcript is spliced from 39 exons. Gene Ontology annotation, biological process: sperm axoneme assembly; cilium assembly. Gene Ontology annotation, cellular component: axoneme. The coding region runs from base 1 to 4962 and encodes 1653 amino acids.